Phyllostomus discolor (pale spear-nosed bat) is the source of this 3194-nucleotide messenger RNA. It is a transcript of the gene BLOC1S6, whose product is annotated as biogenesis of lysosomal organelles complex 1 subunit 6. Gene Ontology annotation, cellular component: extrinsic component of membrane; BLOC-1 complex; transport vesicle. The transcript is spliced from 5 exons. Bases 268 to 786 code for a protein of 172 amino acids. The record is from RefSeq and is a predicted model, not a curated record. NCBI's taxonomy places the organism in Eukaryota, Metazoa, Chordata, Mammalia, Chiroptera, Phyllostomidae. Gene Ontology annotation, biological process: intracellular transport.
GCGACUCAGACGACACCGCGUCUUGCACCAACGACGAAGGCAGCAUGGAGUCGCCGGAGCAAUGGGGUGGAAGGCCUUGGAAGCAGAAAGGGCUAGGAGCAGUCUCUGACCCGCGGUCACGUGCCCAGCGCCCGCCAUCUUCCGCUUCCGUUACUUCCUGGUGCGAUCGCUGCAUUGGUCCGGCUGGGCGCUGGACUUGCUUGGUUCUCCCGUACUGUAUCUGAUCAUCUACACAACUACCCUUUCCCUGGUCCCAGCGGGAGGGACAUGAGUGUCCCCGGGCCUCCAACUUCGGACGGGGUCUUGGCAUCGCCACCCGACGAUCUGGGGUCUGGAGAGCAGAUGCCGGGUUUAAGUGACACUUCUCCAGAUGAAGGGUUAAUAGAGGACCUGACAGCAGAAGACAAAGCUGUGGAGCAACUGGCAGAAGGAUUGCUUUCUCACUACCUGCCUGAUCUGCAGAGAUCAAAACAAGCCCUCCAGGAACUCACACAGAACCAAGUUGUAUUGUUAGACACACUGGAACAAGAGAUUUCAAAAUUUAAAGAAUGUCAUUCUAUGUUGGAUAUUAAUGCUUUGUUCACUGAAGCAAAACACUACCACACCAAGCUGGUGAAUAUAAGAAAAGAAAUGCUGAUGCUUCAUGAAAAGACAUCAAAGUUAAAAGAAAGAGCACUUAAACUGCAGCAGAAGAGGCAGAAAGAAGAGCUGGAAAGAGAGCAACAACGAGAGAAGGAAUUUGAAAGAGAAAAGCAGCUGACUGCCAAACCAGCAAAAAGGACAUGAACAGUUGAAUGUGUUUAUUCUUCCUUCACCUGUCCCAUAUUCUUUGGAUUUAAGAUAACUUAAGUGUAGACUGAAGUGAAGGUAGUGCCUUUUACUAUUGUGUCCUGUUUUGAAAUCCUUUCCCCAGGAAUGUUGUCUCUUUAUGUUCAUUUUAGCCAUUUAAGAAGCUACUUUUUUUUUCCUAAGUAGAAGACACAAUGUCACUUGGUUUGGGUAUUUAUGGGUAAUUUUUCAACUUUCGUUUUGCUUAAUUGUAAAAUUUAUUAUAAAUUCAUUUGGCCUUGAAUCAUUUAUAAACUGGAAAAUUGUUUGAUUGCUUUUUUAAUAGUCUAGACUUUAAAUGGUUAAAAAUUAUUAUUUGGCAAUACAAUGCUGGUUUUUGGCAACUGCCUUUUCAUUGUGUAGGUAAGAAAAAAUGCCAACAUUCAAUCACAUGUUGCUGGAAAAGAGGUGGUGUAAGCUUUGUGAAGAACACGAUAGAACAGUGUGUACACAAUAAAUAAUAGCAUCUUAGACGUAGGAUAGGUGAGCAAGAUGCCAGACAGAGCCCACUAACCGUACACGUUGCCUCCUAGUGGUGUUUGCCAUUUAGUUCUUGUGCAGCUUCUGGGUUUGCAGUAGAUUGCUCUUCCUAAAGUUUGGCAGGGGUGGUGGUAAAGCUGUCACACACUCAAACAUGUUUAAGUAUUUAUAAUACUUAGUAAGAGUCACCACACAUUGAGAUACAGUUGUCAAGCUGAUAAGAUAGUGAGCUCAACUUUCCAAGUGGAAAAUCUAAUUGCUAGUUCUGUCCUCUGAUUUGCUGUGUGGCCUUACAUGUGGUUACUUUUUUUGUGCUUUUAACAAAUUCUUAAAGUAGAAUGGUAGAUACCAACUACCAAUUUUAUAGAUAAUUACAAGAAUUGUGCAAAAUUGGUAAAUGGCUUCUUCACAGAAAAGAUAGCAUGAUGCUGUUAGUGUCUUCUAGAUAUACACCCCCUAAUAAUAUAAGUAGAAACUUACAUGAGGGGAAUAUGAAGUUUCAUUGUUUAAGACUGAGAAUAUAUUAUUUACUGUUUUAGUAUUCCUUAACGUCCUGCUGGUCCCAGUCUGAUACACAGAGACUGUACAGAAUCUAUAAAGGUGUGUGAUUAGAAUGUGUAUCUUUUGUAAUCUACAUUACAUUUUUGAUGAGCUGGAAUCAAUACCUCUGGUCACAUAUCAGGAUAAUUAAUGAUGAAGAAGGCAUUAGAUUUAAGUUGAGUGCUAAGAGCUGGUCUGUUUAAAGGUUUAGUUUGUUUGAAAGCUUUUUCCUUUAAUGAAUGAAUUAUGAUCUCACAAUUCACUUGACUUUGACCUUACGUUAAGAAUAUAUUUUAAAAGGCUACCUGUUGCCUGAAUUGCUGAAUGUACUCACCCACAAUCUAAAAAAGGCUGGGCACUGUUUCUCAGAGUGGUCUGUGGACCACCUGCAGUGAUUAUUUAAAUGCUGGUUCCUAGACACCACUCUAAAACUGCUGAAACAAAUCUGUUUUACUUUUUAAAAAAAGUUUCCUCAAGUGAAUACAUGCACUUUAAAAGUUGGGAACCACUGGUCUAGUGGUCUUAGUCAGAGGUUUCCCCCUUAGACUGCCUAUCAUUAUCUCCUGGGCACUUAAAAAAAACCCAGACAUUCAGGAAGAUUCUUACUCAACAGUCCUGAGGCAGGAAGGACUCCAUGCAGAUUUUAAAGAGCUCCCCACACUGGUCUAGACUAUUUUGUAAUUUAUAUUUAUAAACAGUGAAAUAGUUUAAAAAGCCAUCCAGUAACUUUGGGAUUAAUCUUGUGAAAUAAAUUCUGAAUUGCUGCUUUUGAUAUAAAGUCAGGUUUAAGAGUGAAAUACAUAGCAGACAGGAAUAAAGAAAUCUGGUUAAUUAAUUGAACUUUUUAUGACCUGUAUUAAAAUAAAUCAUGUUUACUGAAUAAAUGGCAAUGCACAUAUACUUUUAGAGUUGUAUUAUUUUACUUUUGAAGAUUUUCAAAAAUAUUGACGUUAUAUAUUAGCAUCCACUAUUUUUAGGUCAGUUGGAAAUCAAAGUACUGUUACCUUGAUAAUUAAAAUCUAACUUUAGUUGUAUUUUAGUAGCUUAGAAACAUAUCUUAGCAAACCUGGAUAGAACCCUUACAAUUAGUCUUACUGUAUUUUUACACAAAAUAAUGAAUUGGUCCUUGGGUUGAAAAAAAUGGCCUUUGAUUUUUGGGUUGAAAAAUAUUACCUUUGUUUGGAAACUGUAUCACAAGUACUGAACUAAAAUGAUGGAUGUUGACUUUGUAGGAUGUUAUCAUGUAGAUAUAUAGAUCUAUGUAUAGAUGUGGAAUGUAACAUGGAUUAUGUCGUCUGUGAGUUUUUGUUUGGAUAGUUUAUAAAUAUGACAGUUAUAAACCCUCA